Syngnathoides biaculeatus (alligator pipefish) is the source of this 3451-nucleotide messenger RNA. It is a transcript of the gene pipox, whose product is annotated as pipecolic acid oxidase. Gene Ontology annotation, molecular function: L-pipecolate oxidase activity; sarcosine oxidase activity; flavin adenine dinucleotide binding. The transcript is spliced from 9 exons. Gene Ontology annotation, cellular component: peroxisome. The record is from RefSeq and is a predicted model, not a curated record. Lineage: Eukaryota; Metazoa; Chordata; Actinopteri; Syngnathiformes; Syngnathidae. The coding region runs from base 123 to 1331 and encodes 402 amino acids.
UCAGACGGAGACAAAUAAAAUCUAGGCACUCUUUGCUCCACCCACUUUUCAAAGGGCAAAGCCAACGGCGCUAUACCAAUACAGUACUUGUGUUUGCGAAUGUUGCAGUAUUUUAAUCCACUAUGUCGACAUCUGAGGUUUAUGAUUACAUUGUAAUCGGGGCUGGCGUGCAAGGAUCCUUUACUGCUUAUGAGCUGGUUAAAACGAAAAAGAAAACCCUACUCCUUGAGCAGUUUACUCUACCUCACACUCGAGGGAGUUCCCAUGGCCAAACCCGUAUGAUCCGUAAGGCUUACGACCAAAACUUCUACGCAGAUAUGAUGGAUGAAGGCUAUGAACUGUGGGCUCAGCUCGAGAGGGAGGCUGGUGUCAAACUGUUCAGGCGAACAGGACUUCUGGUGAUGGGACCAGAAAACAGUCAGAGCUACCUAGACUUUAAGAGUACCCUGGAGAAGAAAAAGAUUCCUAUGAUGGUCUUGACCCCUGAUAACUUCAAUCAACACAUUCCUAAUGUCAUCCUUGCUGAUGGAGAUGGUGCUUUUGUGGACACCACUGCUGGAGUAUUGUAUGCAGAUCGGGCACUCAAGGUUGCACAGGAGCAGUUUCACAAACUGGGUGGUGUCAUUAAAGACCAAGAGAAGGUAAUCGACAUCAAACCUGGCCUGACUGUGACUGUUUCAACCUCUGCUGGUGUUUAUCAAGCCAUGGGUCUUGUGAUCACCGCCGGACCUUGGGCUAAUAAAUUGCUGGCCCACGUGAACCUACAUCUUCCACUAGAGGUGGUGAGAAUCAAUGUGUGCUAUUGGAAGGAGAAGGUACCUGAUUUAUACCAUGUGAAUAAACGCUUUCCCUGCUUCUUGCUGACUGAAGGAGAGGGAGUUAAAGACCAUAUUUAUGGCUUUCCUUCCAACGAAUACCCUGGCCUUAUAAAGAUUUGCGAGCAUGAAGACGCGCAAGCACGGUCGCGCUCGUCAAAUAUUUGCUACCAUAACGGCAGUGAGACUGACCCGGACCAACGAGACAAGAAGACAGACUGUGCCGAUAUUGAUAUCCUCCGACGUUACAUCGCCCAUUAUUUGCCAGGCGUAAUUCCUGAUCCCGCUGUGAUCGAAAGCUGCAUGUAUACGUUAACACCUGACCGUCAUUUUGUACUUGACCGCCACCCUGCAUACGGCAAUAUCGUGAUUGGUGCAGGAUUCUCAGGUCAUGGCUUCAAGUUUGGACCAGUCAUUGGCAAGUUGCUGUGCGAGCUGAGCCUGGGAGAACUGCCAUCUUAUGACCUUUCACCCUUCCAAAUCAGCCGCUUCCAGACCAUUAAAUCACCUUUAUAGAAAUGUGCUUUUAAGUUUUAUUUGUGAUGUGAAAAAUGCUGACGGUUAUUUGUAUCAUAUUUAUCAUGUACUUUUCAUUUGAGGAAUUUCCAGUUGAUACAGCGGAAAGAAUAUCAUAAAACAAGUGCUAUGGCCUAAAUGUUUUUUGAAAUAAAUGUUAUGAUAGCAAUGUGUAGGUUUUCAAGAAAAUUUUACGUGAAAUUAUAGCUACAAAUUCUACAAAGAUAUCGCAAAGACAUAGACCUAUUUAAACAAGUGUGUUUUGUUUCAGGUACACACAGAUAUUAUAUAUAUUGAAGAAGACAAAAAACUUUCACGAAUAAGACAUUGAUUCAAAUCAAUGUGAAACACCAGUUAAAGUGGAAAUCCAGUGGUUUGCAUGAACAACGUAAGCGGAGCUCCACCGAGCGGCGUAGCCGUGAGCUUACUCCCUGGCCAGGCAAGCUCGUCAGACUCCGCGCCAUUACGCUCAAAGAACCAUCCGAGUAUUCAACAUUAUUUACAGCCGAGGGGCGGAAUUUGCUGCCGGGUGAGCGAGCUGAUGGCUACGCCGCUCGGCGGCAUUAUUUACAGCCACAGGUUCAAAUCUGUAUGGAAGUAUUCCUCCGUCUUCCCGAUGAACCAAACAGCUGAGCCGCUCACCGCCGUGCCGUUCACGACUGUGUAUGGAAGUAUUCCUCCGUCUUCCCGAUCAACCAGGGAACCACCAUCAACCUUUUAUUUCUUCACCAAAUGAGGAUAAAUCCGAGAAAUCAGCGUUGGGCAUAAUGGUGUCCCAUGUAAUCAAGCGUUUGGAACAGCACGUAACACGUCACAUACGCCCACGUAGUUCAUGUGACUUGUGAAAAUGGCAGCAUGUGAGGAGAGAUGGAAAUAACGUUCAUUAAGCAAAAAGACUCUGCCCAGAUGUUCCCCAUCAAACCCUCACAACUAAUUUGGAACUGCCAAGGCUGAUUGACUUCCACCCACGGAGUCAGAGACAACUCACCCUUAGGCAGUCAUCAGCUGAAAGCUGCAACUUCAUUUUAGAUCACCCUAUAGUCAGAACACACUCUCUCACACCCUUUAUCACAAGGAGGACCAACACCCCAGUCUGCCAAUCCAGAGGCACUGUCCCCGAUGUCCAAGCGAUGUUGCAGAGGCAUGUCAACCAGGACAACACCACAACACCCAGAACCUUUAAGAACUUCUGACGAAUCUCACCCACCCCUGGGGCCUUACCACCGAAGAGCUUUUAAACCACCUUGGUGACCUCAACCCCAGAGAUAGAAGAGCCCGGCUCAGAGAACCAAGACUCUGCUUCCUCAUAGGAAAGCGUGUUGGUGGAAAGGAGGUCUUACAAGUAUUCUAACCACCGACUCACAACCGCUCGAGUCGAGGUCAACAGCGCCCCAUCCUUGUUAUACACAUUGUUGACAGUGCAAUGCUUCCCACUCUUCAGACGCUGGAAGGUGAAUCAGAAUUUCCUUGAAGCCGUCUUGAAGUCUUGCUCCAUGGCCUCACUGAACUCCUGCUAUGCACGGGUUUUUGCUUCAGCGACCACCAAAGCUGCAUUAGCCAGACAGUACCCAUCAGCUGCCUCAGAAGUCCCACAGGCCAAAAAUGCCAGAUAAGACUCCUCAUUCAGCUAAACAGAAUGCCUCACCGUUGGUUCUUUCACCCUUUUAGGUCUCACUGUCAUUGCCAACAUGAAAAUUGAAUUACCCCAGCAAAAUGAUGGAGUCCCCUAUAGGAGCAUCUCAUCUCCCUCUUCUUCUUUUCCUUCUGGCUUGUCUCGUCAAGUGCCGCCAAAGCUCUGCUCUAGAUAACAUGGCAGCCGCAUUGCAGAAGAUAGCACAAGAACAAGAACAUCUAAUCAUCAGAGCUGUUAGAACCAGGAGCACCUGUUGUCUGUUAAAUAAAUGAUGACAAACUUCACCACACAUGUACUCAACAGUCUUCCACACACACAUGAACAAACAAGUACACUUUUUUCCUUAUAUUUUGCUCCUCUAUCUCCUUUUUGCAAAUCCAUGUAAAUAAAGGGUGUUUGAAACCAAAUAAAUAGACGUGCUGAGGAGAGGAUAAUCAGAGAGUGCAGUAGUAAAUUGUAUGAGACAGUUCCUCUCCUCGCUCCUCAC